AUGUAUCGCAUGGUACGCGUUUGUGCAGCUGACCAACCUUUACAACGGAUUGUCUGGAGAGAUUCGAACGACGUGCCCAUCCGAACUUUUGAACUUACCACUGUUACAUAUGGCACUGCUUCUGCACCAUAUCUCGCCACGAAAUGCCUGCAACAGUUAGCUAAAGAAGGAACCAAAACACAUACUGCUGCUGCUAAAGUACUUAAAGAAGACUUCUAUGUGGAUGAUAUGCUGUCAGGCGUCAGUACUGUGGAAGAAGGAAAACUGUUGAUAAAGGAGUUGAUUGAUCUUCUACAGUCAGCUGGAUUUUCACUUCGAAAAUGGAACUCAAACAGUGAAGAGUUGAUGCAGAAUGUGCCAGAACACCUCAGAGAUGAACGAACCAUGUUGGAAUUAGAUUCGUCCAGUGCGACCAUUAAAACGCUAGGACUAGUUUGGGAACCAAAUACCGACAGUUUUCGAAUUAGCACACCAAAAUGGGAAAACGACACUCCCAUCACUAAAAGAAUAAUUCUUUCCGACGCUUCUCGAAUAUUUGAUCCCUUGGGUAUCGUUGGCCCGGUUGUCAUUCAAGCGAAACUAUUCAUCCAAAAUUUAUGGAAACUUCAGUGCUCAUGGGACGAUCCAAUUUCUCAUGAAAUGCAAGAAUAUUGGCUAGAAUAUCGACGCAAUUUGGCAGCAUUAGACGAUAUUUUAGUGCCUCGAUGGAUCGGUGUCGGCGGAGAAACUUGGAAUCUUGACCAAUCUUUGGAAUUUCACGGGUUUUGUGACGCUUCUGAAAAGGCUUAUGGUGCAUGUAUUUACCUGAGAACAGUAACAAAGAGUGGGGCGAUUGUAGUGCGAUUGGUGACCUCUAAAUCACGGGUCGCUCCUCUCGACAAUCCAACAAAGAAAAAGAAACGUCAAACCAUUCCACGACUGGAGUUAUCAUCCGCUUUGCUACUCGCUCACUUGUACGAAAAGGUUAUGCAGGGUUUGCGGAUUCCCGGGAAGCUGUUCCUUUGGACUGAUUCAAUGAUCGUCAAAUGUUGGCUGUCCUCGUUGCCAUCCAGGUGGAAGCAGUUUGUGGCAAACAGAGUAUCUGAAAUUCAGCAUAUCACGAGACAUGGUGUUUGGAAACAUGUUGCAGGAGUUGAAAAUCCGGCAGAUGUAAUUUCUCGUGGUAUGACCCCUGCACAACUCAAGUAUCAAACAAUGUGGUUCAGCAGACCCCAAUGGCUUUUAUUGGAUGAAGCUCAGUGGCCCAGAACACAAGCAACUAUUGAGUCGGAACUUGAUGUAACAGAGUUGGAAGAGAGCUGCGUUACGGUAACUCUUCAGAGCACUCCUCCCAGUGAAUUUUUCGGAUUAAGAUCGUCGUUCACGGAACUGAUACGGCUCGCAGCGAUAGUGAAACGCUUUCAAUUCAACGCUCGAAAGACAAACCGCAAUUGUAGACGACUCGGAUUUCUGACAACUACUGACCUCAAUGAAGCUCUUGUAACUUUAGUGAAGCUUGCUCAACAAGAAAGUUUUCCCCAGGAACUUGCUGACUUGACAAAACGGGGCUGUGUUCAGGAUUCAUCAAGAAUACAAUCCCUCAACCCGAUCAUUAUAGAAGGCGUCCUCUGUGUUGGAGGACGUUUACGAAAUGCUAGUAUUUCUGCGAGUCGUAAGCAUCCUUAUAUUUUAGAUCCACAACAUCCGUUGACAAAAAUCAUUGUGGUACAUUAUCAUCGAAAGCUGUUUCAUGCCGGGCAACAACUAUUGAUAUCAAUGACGCAAGACAUCAGGAUUCCAGCCCCCGAUCUCCUGGAGGUGGAGAAGGAGAUUGACCAUCUGAAAAACAAUAAAGCUGCUGGAGUGGACCAACUUCCCAGCGAGUUAUCGAAAUACGGUGGUGAAGCACUGGCUAGAGCCGUGCACUGGGCCAUUGUCAAGGUUUGGGAAGAAAGAGUACUGGAACUGGAGGAGUGGAUGGAGGUGAAGCACAAGAUUGCACGGAAGCGGCCGUUCAUCAGCAAGGCAAAUAAGGCGAUCCGGCUGAAAUUUGCCAAUGAGCACGCAGACAAAUCAAUGGAAUAUUUGAAAACAGUGCUCUGGACGGACGAAUCCAAGUUCGAAAUCUUCAAUUAG
Molecule: messenger RNA, 2115 nt
Organism: Wyeomyia smithii (pitcher-plant mosquito)
Lineage: Eukaryota; Metazoa; Arthropoda; Insecta; Diptera; Culicidae
Exons: 3
Coding region: 1-2115 (704 amino acids)
Molecular function (GO): nucleic acid binding
Source: RefSeq, a predicted model, not a curated record